AUGGCCGGCGAUCGGCCCUCUCCACCGCUCUUCGCUGCCCUGCUCCUCGUCGCUGCGUCCCUCCGCGUCGCCAGCUCGUCGGAUUCCGAUGUCCUCCUCCGGUUCAAGGCUACCGUAUCCGACCCUGCGGGCUCCCUCAACAGCUGGGCCGCGGGCUCCACCCCCUGCAACAAGAACGUCUCGAACUGGGCCGGCGUCGUCUGCCACGACGACGGCAGCGUCUCCGGGCUGCGCCUCGAGGAUAUGAGACUCUCCGGCUCGUUGACCCGCAUCGAUCUCCUCCAGAGUUUGCCGGGGCUUCGCACCCUCAGCUUCAUGAAGAACGACUUGGCGGGGCCGUUGCCGGUGGUCGAGAAGUUCAAUAGUCUGCGGACGUUAUACCUGUCGAUGAACAAGUUCUCCGGUGCGAUCUCGGACGACGCCUUCGCCGGCAUGAGCUGGCUCAAGAAGCUUCAUCUCUCCAGCAAUGGUUUCUCGGGCCCGAUCCCGACGUCGAUCGCCCAACUGCCCAAGCUUCUCGAGCUGAGGCUGGACAACAACAGGUUCAGCGGCCCCAUUCCGGACCUGCAGCUGAAGUCACUGAAGCUGGUGAACAUGUCGAACAACUACUUGGAGGGGCGGAUUCCCGAUGGCUUCAGAACGAUGGACGCAGGUCUGUUCGCAGGCAACAAGGCUCUCUGCGGUGAUCCUAUUGGAGUGCCAUGCAAACCGCUGCCGUCGGAGAGUCUAUCGAACCAAAAACUCGCAGUCACGGUGGCCACAGUCGUCUUCAUAGUCUCAGGAAUCGUGGCGGUGGUGCUCCUGCUGCCACAACAACGGCAGAUGGAGCACGAGCGACUGGAGCAGGUGCAGUCACCGAAGAAGCCAUCGAAGGACACGAAAUUUGCGUCGUCACCGAAGGAGGAAAAGCUGGAGUCGGGGGCGGCGGGAUACGACAGCGACGGGAGCAGCAGGAAGCCGGCGAAGGAGCACGAGCAAGGGAGGCUGGUGUUCGUGCGGGAGGGGCGGGAGAGGUUCGAGCUGCAGGACCUGCUCAAGUCUUCGGCGGAGGUGCUCGGGACGGGGAGGUUUGGGUGCUCCUACAAGGCGGCGUUGUUGAGUGGCCGGUCGGUGGUGGUGAAGAGGUUCAGGGACAUGAAUCGGGUGGGGAAGGAGGAUUUCGAGGAGCACAUGAGGAGGAUGGGGAGACUGUCGCACCCCAAUUUGCUGCCAUUGGUGGCUUAUUACUACAGGAAGGACGAGAAGCUGCUGGUGACGGACUACGUCCCCAGGAGGAGCCUGGCCGCCGCACUCCAUGGUUUUCGUGCCGCAAAAGUACCGGCACUCGAUUGGGGCACUCGCCUAAAGGUCGUCAAAGGAAUCGCCAAGGGACUAAAUUACCUCUACGAAGAGCUCCAAAUGCUAAGCGUACCCCAUGGUCAUCUCAAAUCCUCCAAUGUUCUUCUAAGUGACUCUUUUGAGCCACUUCUCACUGACUACGCCCUCGUACCUGUAACGAACCAAGCUAAAGCCGCACAAUCCAUGGUGGCAUAUAAGUCCCCCGAGUGCAAGCAACACGGCAAGACAUCAAAGAAAAGCGACAUUUGGAGUUUGGGAACACUGAUACUAGAGAUCCUAACAGGUCGGAUCUCCAUGAUCGAUCCGUCGCAGGACAAGGAAGCCGUCAACUUGGCAGGUUGGGUGAACACCGUCGCGGAAGAAGAAUGGAUCGAUAAGGUGCUCGACCGCGAGAUGAGGGCGACGAGGAAGAGCGGAGAAGAGAUGAUCAAGCUGUUGAAAGUUGGGUUGGCUUGUUGUGAAGCAAAUGUGGAAAAAAGAUGGGAGUUGGAAGAAGUUCUUGACAGGAUUGAAGAGCUGAAAGAAAGUGAGGGAGAUGAAGACAGCUAG
Musa acuminata AAA Group (dessert banana) is the source of this 1887-nucleotide messenger RNA. RefSeq names its product pollen receptor-like kinase 5. Gene Ontology annotation, biological process: protein phosphorylation. The transcript has 3 exons. Gene Ontology annotation, molecular function: ATP binding; protein kinase activity; protein binding. The record is from RefSeq and is a predicted model, not a curated record. Lineage: Eukaryota; Viridiplantae; Streptophyta; Magnoliopsida; Zingiberales; Musaceae. Bases 1 to 1887 code for a protein of 628 amino acids.